UUUCCUGGGGCCCUGUUAUAUUUACACAUCACUGGCACAUCACAUCAUGGGUUUGUGCUGGUCGCUCUCUGUGAAUUGCGUUGGCUCUCUAGUGGGUUGGGUGAUGCUUAGCACUUGGACAGCUGGAUUCUUUUCCUACCACAUGCCUGUGUGACGGAAAAGUAAAACCAGGGGCAUGUCAUGUGGAUCAAAAUAGAAAACUCCAUAGUUUAUUCUGACAGUUAUUGUAGUAAUGUUUUACCUGCGCGUAGACUAAUCCCUGCACAAGUUGGCCAAUUAGUUAUUGCGAGACAGGGCCUGGUAGGUUUCAGUAGCACCGGCUGUUGACUGCUCUUCUGUCUGCACGUUAAUGGCCGUCUCUUUCCGUUCACAUAUAUACACACAGGAAGCCUGGGAGGGCAGAGCAACCACCUCAAAGAGACACAGACAUACUUCAGCUCAUCUUGGCCUCUUGUAUUCUCCAUACCUUGCAGUUGCAGAUAAGCUCGUUCCUUCCACAGAGAGGAAAAGUGGACUAGAUAGGUACAGAUGGAAGGGUUACAGAGAUCAUCGUCGACUUUCAGAAGGUCCGGCUCGUCGGGCCUGGUCUGGGAUGAGCGGUUCCUGACCGAGGAGGCCGAGGCGCAGGCCGGCGACGCUGGCAAGGAUGAGGCCCAGCCAGACCUGCGGCGUUCCCGGAGCGCCGGUGGUCUCGGCAUGCUGUCACGCCGUGCUGGUGGCGGCGACGACAAGAAGCAGCAGAAGAAGAAACAUCAGGGCCAGAAGGAGGAGGAGCGCGAUCCGCAGGUGUUCAAGACCAAGGACGUGGCCCCCGACGUCGACCCGCCGUCGCCCAGGGUGUCCGGCUGCAUCCUCUGCUCCAUCUUCUCCGGCUCGGGCUCCGGCUCAAAGGCUCGCCGGGGAGGGCGCGCCAAGGCGAAGAAGAAGCAACGGUGAUGCGAUCCUGCAACAGGCUUGAGCCAUGGUGGACGUGAGCGUGUUUAUACUGGACGUCGUCUGUAAUGGAGUGAUAUAUAUACUGAUGUUGGUUUGUACUCUGCUCUACGUAGCCUAUACUACAUGUCAGGUUAGUCUAGUUCCUGUUUUGAUGAUCAGCUCAUCGGUUCAGAUCCAUGGGCAGCAGCUGCUGAGAUCUGGUGUGUGUUCUUGAUCUGGUGGAACUCUUUUUCCCCUCUUUUCUCUCUGGAGCCGCUGCUGGGCCUUGGAUCGGUCGGUGAUCUGUCCAUCUCUUGAUUGUUUGCAUGUGAGGUGUUGGUACUGUACUGUUGUUGGUAUGGAGUGUGUCUGGCUGGGACCUGGGAGUUGCAACCAUAAACAAAUUUGGAGGUGUCAUUAGGCAAAUCAUAUGGUUAUGCGCGUCGGCAUGUGAGUUUGUUUGAAAGUUGGCGGUCGGAUUUGUGAA
Lolium rigidum is the source of this 1402-nucleotide messenger RNA. RefSeq names its product MAPK kinase substrate protein At1g80180-like. The transcript has a single exon. The record is from RefSeq and is a predicted model, not a curated record. NCBI's taxonomy places the organism in Eukaryota, Viridiplantae, Streptophyta, Magnoliopsida, Poales, Poaceae. The coding region runs from base 529 to 936 and encodes 135 amino acids.